This is a messenger RNA of Dovyalis caffra, 657 nucleotides long. Lineage: Eukaryota; Viridiplantae; Streptophyta; Magnoliopsida; Malpighiales; Salicaceae. The record is from the annotation of a GenBank genome assembly.
AUGACAAGAGAUGGACAAGCAACAAGCAAGAGCGAGAGGCAACGGGUGAGGCGGAUGGGCAAGUCAGGCGAGAAAACCACACCGGGGGGUAGAAAAACACAAAGGAGAAUCCGAAGUAGCUGCUCGGCGCAAGACAAAAAGAGGCUUGGACACGAUAGAGGAGCCGAACCGGUGAAGCCUAAUCCGAUGUGGACCAGCGAGUCAAGGGAAACAAGAGAAGGCGAACCUAGCCAAGGUAGAGACAACCGGAGGCAAAACAACCGAAUCCAUACUCGUGGAAUCUACAAGCUCGGCAGAAGUGAGUACACCAAACCAACGAGACAUAUCAAGCCGACCAAGGCCGGGACACCCAUAGCGCAAAACGGUAAGACCAACGAGCAGGUAAGCCACCAGCAGAGGCAAGCUCAACCAACUCCAAUCAUCACCGAGCAGAGGCCCGGGAUCAAACACAAAGGAACAUCCGAAGAAGCCGCUCGGCGCAAGACAAAAAAGAGGCUUGGACAUAAUAGAGGAGCUAGACCGGUGAAGCCUAAUCCGAUGUGGACCAAUAGUUACGGGAACAAGAGAAGGCGGACUAAUCGAGCUAGCCAAGGUAGAGACAACCGGAGGCGAAACACCGAAUCCAUACCGUGGAAUCUACUAGCUCGGCAGAAGUGA